Trichomycterus rosablanca is the source of this 594-nucleotide messenger RNA. RefSeq names its product RAB3A, member RAS oncogene family, a (gene rab3aa). Lineage: Eukaryota; Metazoa; Chordata; Actinopteri; Siluriformes; Trichomycteridae. Gene Ontology annotation, molecular function: myosin V binding; GTP binding; GTPase activity. Gene Ontology annotation, biological process: regulation of exocytosis; protein secretion; protein localization to plasma membrane. Gene Ontology annotation, cellular component: synaptic vesicle; endosome; plasma membrane. The record is from RefSeq and is a predicted model, not a curated record. Bases 1 to 594 code for a protein of 197 amino acids. The transcript has 3 exons.
AUGGCGCUGGCUAGCGAGACUCAUCACGGACCGAGAGACCAGGCGGAUCAGAACUUCGAUCACAUGUUCAAGAUCCUGAUCAUCGGGAACAGCAGUGUGGGUAAAACCAGCUUCCUGUUCCGCUACGCCGACGACUCGUUCACGCCGGCGUUCGUCAGUACGGUGGGCAUCGACUUCAAGGUCAAGACCAUCUACAGGAACGACAAGAGGAUCAAGCUGCAGAUCUGGGUACGAUGGGAGUGGUCCAUAUCUGUGGGACCGAUGUAUGCAGAGCUGAAGGAGAUGUCCACUCAGAUCAAGACGUACUCCUGGGAGAACGCUCAGGUGCUGUUAGUGGGGAACAAAUGUGAUCUGGAGGAUGAUCGAGUGGUUACUGCUGACAGAGGAGGAGAACUCGCCCAACAGCUCGGUCUGGGGUUCAUGGAGGCCAGUGCCAAGCUGAACGUGAACGUGAAGCAGGUGUUUGAAUAUUUGGUGGAUCUAAUCUGCGAGAGCAUGAAGGAGAAUCCAGAUUCGCUGUCGAACAGCGGCGUUACGGACGCUGCAGAUCUGAGCCGACAGCCGCAGCGUUCCAAUAAAGAGUGUGCAUGCUGA